ACCAGUCAAUCAAUCAAUCAAUCACCUUUAUUUAUAUAGCGCUUUAAACAAAAUAUAUUGCGUCAAUGCACUGAACAACAUUCAUUAGGAAAACAGUGUCUCAAUAAUGAAAAAUGAAAGUUAAAAGCAGUUCAUCAUUGAAUUCAGUGAUGUCAUCUCUGUUCGGUUUAAAUAGUGUCUGUGCAUUUAUUUGCAAUCAAGUCAAUGAUAUCGACAGCGGCAAGGAACCGAAACUCCAUCGGUGACAGAAUGGAGACAAAACCUUGGGAGAAACCAGGCUCAGUUGGGGGCCAGUUCUCCUCUGACCAGAUGAAACCAGCAGUUCAAUUCCAGACUGCAGCAAAGUCAGAUUGUGCAGAAAAAUCACCAGUCCAGAUCUAUACCUCCACCUUUCCUCCAGGUCAAACUCAGAGCUCACUUUCAACCAGACUGCCAUGGUUGAGCACAUCAGACUUGAACCCACAAUCCAGCAGCUUCACGAUCACAGAUCAUCACAUCUCCUCACCAGCUCAGAUCAGCUGCUGCCCGUCCUCUCUCAGUUCAUCCAUCAUCAUCAUCACUGCAGGAGGUCUGGUUUUGCUCCUGAUUUUUGCUGUUUUGCUUGUUGUGGCUGUAUGGAAAAGGAAGAAAAAGACUUGUGGUUUGGUCUCCUCUUCUGCUGAAGGGGUUAAUCUGACAGAAAAUAGAAGAACAGAGAAUGCUUAUGUGAAAGGAAAACCAUCUGUGUUCUCAAAUCUACACACAGCUCAACGUGAUGAUGGUUUUGUACUGAACAAAUUUCACAGACCUGCAAACACAGAAACAGUCGACACAGACCUCGACUACAUGAAUGUUGCUGCUGCUGAGAGAAACGCUGUGGAUCCAGAUCAGAUCUACACAGAACUGAACUCCAGCAGACAGAGUGACGUUUAUCAGAGUCUCAGAACUGAUUCUGUUCAAGAAGAGUCCAUCUAUCACAGUAUUGGUCAAACACUGGACUGAACUCUGAAGCCCCUUUUUUUACUUUUAUUGAAUAUGAAUAUUGCAUAAACUUUGAAAAUGGUGCAGUGGUCUUAAAUAAUCUUGUAGGUCUAAUAAAUGCUAAAUGUAUGACUACUUUAUCUGUAAACAUGUUCACUAAUAAGGGAGUGGCUGAUGACAUCACAAGAAAACAAUCUGUCUCAAACCUUCGUCGUGGCUUUCCUGAGCUGAAAUAUUUGUAACUAAAAUGUUGAAAAAUGAUACAUACUUUGUAAGGAAACACAUUGAGUGUUCAUCAAGGGAAACUAUCUGAUUCUGAUUAGAUUUUGGUCAAUCCAAUCAAAUUGGGUCAUCUUGUGAAAGUGGGUAGUUCAACAUUAAAAAAAAAGGAUUCUAAAAUUGGAUAACAAUCACAUUUUGGAUCGGUAUCAAACCGCCAUUAUGUGUUUUUCAAGACCUUUCAGUAAGAUUGAGAAACCGUUGAUAAAAGCAAUACAACUUUAAAACAAAUUAUGAGGAAAAUGUGAUUUGCAUCAUUCAAUGAGUUGAGGAUUUAUAUUUUUAUUUUGCUCUUGACUCAUUUAACUAUGCUAGAAGCAGACAUUAUGCAACCUAUAAUAAUCCAUAAAUACUGCCCAAAAUAGCUUUCAGUAUCAAACUAAAAUAAUCCUUAUACAUCUUCAGGCCAUUGAUCACUGUAUAUUAAUCAUCAGAG
Molecule: messenger RNA, 1675 nt
Organism: Carassius gibelio (silver crucian carp)
Lineage: Eukaryota; Metazoa; Chordata; Actinopteri; Cypriniformes; Cyprinidae
Exons: 5
Coding region: 205-981 (258 amino acids)
Source: RefSeq, a predicted model, not a curated record